Molecule: messenger RNA, 462 nt
Organism: Suillus subalutaceus
Lineage: Eukaryota; Fungi; Basidiomycota; Agaricomycetes; Boletales; Suillaceae
Exons: 2
Coding region: 116-367 (83 amino acids)
Source: RefSeq, a predicted model, not a curated record
GAUCUCUCAAUGAUCCUUUCAGAAUCACAAAACUCUACCUUCAAUUCGUGCACCAAGGAAAUGUGCGGUGGAUGGCGCCUGAAGUGCUUUCUUUACCUGAGAAAGGGGGGGGGUGAUGCCGACCAAAGCCGCCAAUGUUUACUCAUAUAGUUGUAUCAUGCUUCAGUUGUUUUGUGGACAUGUACUUUACGUCUGGCUGACGCAAGCGUACCACAUUAUUGAGGCAAGAGUCGCAGGAACAAAACCCUUCCGUCAAUUCACUGACGUCAAAUAUGUACACAAGGAGUAUUCCUUGAAAUGUAUAUCUGUCAAAUCCGGAGAUCGGCCUGUGGCCUCAGCGAUUGUAGAGUUAUUGAGAACAAAGUAAUAACAAAUAUGAACGAACUAGCCCAGGAUGUUGUGUACUCGAAACGGCAUCUGCGUGCUUCCCAAUUCACCACUGCCUUGAUUUCAUAUGUCACG